CGCUUGAAGUUAGUGAACAAUAAUAUUUUUUUUAGAUUUAAAAUUUUUUUGUUUAAAAUGUAUUUACGCUGAGUGUACAUUUCCGACAAAAUCUCGUCGUGGAUCAGGAACCUUCCAUUCUUUUUCCUAAAGCCCAAUUGAGGUCUCCCAAGACUAUAUCCCAUCAUGGAAGGCUCGAGAUGGGGAGAUUUUUUCAAAAAGACAUUAACAAAUGUCGAAUCCAGCCUUGACAAAGUCUUAGAAGUACCAAAUCAUGAAGGAGGAAGUCCUGAUGCACCGAAGUCAAAGGAUGAUGUUAUUCGAAAGUUGGUUGAAGAAGGACAGGCUUUAUCCAAACAUGAAUUACAGUUGAAUAAUACAAUUAAAAAUUUAAGAAAGAAUUUAAUUGAAACGGAAUCCAAAUUGAAGAGACAAGAAGUUGGAAAGUCAGAAGACGCGCCCAAUACAACUGAUGAGUCGAAGGUUGAUGUUCAAGAACGACUGGAUUCCGUAAGGAAAGAUUAUGAGAAUCGAAUUGCUCUUUUGGAAAAAGAAAAUGAAUUAUUAAAGAGAAAGGUUGAAGAAGUUACAGUCGAUAGUAUGGAAGUUGUUCGUCUUACUCGUCAAGUUGAGACGUUAUCGACUCAACAGUCUAUACAAAAAAGCCAAUGGCUUCGUUCCGAAGAGAAACUUAAAGCUGAAAUAGAAUAUUUAAGUGGACAAUGCCAUAAACUCGCUGAAAAUAACCAAUUGGCUCAGAAAGAUUCCAGCGCUGUUAAUGAAAAGCUUUUUGGGUUCAUGCAAAGAGAAGAAGCAUUCAAAAAACAGUUAGAAUCCAAAAAUGAUGAAAUUGAGAAAUUAUCAAAGUCCUUUACUGAUCUUCAACAAGAAUAUCAAACAAAAACUCAAAUGUUGCAACAGACCAUAGAAUCCAGCACGGUUGCGGCACCUACUGAGAUAUUUCCGAAUUCAGUUGAUACCCUUGCUAAAAAGAAUGACGGUGAAGAUGUUGAGUACUAUCCUAAUAAUGACGAUAAUGAACAUACCCCUACGAAUGCGUCCAAACCCAAUUUGGCAGGUAAUAUGAAUGUCCUAGACAAGGAUAAGCAGGAUAUCGAUUCUCAUUUCGAUAUGCGUACUAGUUCCUCAAGUUCAAAUCGAAAUCGACCACCGCCUUUAAAGCUGAAGGGCGAUAUCUACAGUGAAGAGAACGGAGUGUUCUCAGAAGACGACUUAACUCGAGAUACGGAAGUGACAAAGCAAGAGGUUUUGGAAAAUUACUUGAAUACGCUUGCGAUUUCACCCACAGAGCAAAAAGCACCUCGACUACCACGGACGGCGUCAGAAGGGAAGAGAAUGGGUAGACAGUCGUCAUCAAGGUUCACUUCGAUGAAUAGCAUGGUCAUGUCUCCAAAAUCAGCUUCACAUGAUUUUGAUGCUUUAUCUUCUCUUUCAUACACACCAAGUACUACUGAAAAACCAGUCGGUAAUACUGGUCCAGAUAUGAGUCUCUUAGAACAACUAUCGUCUACGAUUCGCCGCUUAGAGGCGGAAUUACAGACUACAAAACAACAAGUUGUACAACUUAUAAAUCAACGUGAUCAGGCGCGUCAGGAAAUAGUGAAUUCGUAUGUGGAGAAAGAAACGAAAGAUACCUCAGAACGUGAACUUACUGAGCUACGUGAGCAAUACGACAGUCUUCGAAAGGAACUCACGGAAGCCCAAGCUAUCUUACGGCGACGAACCGACCGCGUCUAUGAACUCGAGUUAGAUAUAAAAGAGAUGCGCCAGCUUUACCAAAGUCAAAUCGAUCUCUUAGCCAGAAAUUAAACCAAUGCAUGUAUUCGCAAAUAGAUAUCGUAAUUAUUCAUUUGCAAACACAGUUCAUACUAUGUUAAUCCAAAGAAAAUAUAAAUAAUCUAUAAUCAUCAUCUUAUUAAACAUAUGC
Molecule: messenger RNA, 1927 nt
Organism: Schizosaccharomyces octosporus yFS286
Lineage: Eukaryota; Fungi; Ascomycota; Schizosaccharomycetes; Schizosaccharomycetales; Schizosaccharomycetaceae
Product: TATA element modulatory factor
Exons: 1
Coding region: 166-1809 (547 amino acids)
Cellular component (GO): Golgi apparatus; endoplasmic reticulum
Source: RefSeq, a predicted model, not a curated record